Molecule: messenger RNA, 204 nt
Organism: Candida albicans SC5314
Lineage: Eukaryota; Fungi; Ascomycota; Pichiomycetes; Serinales; Debaryomycetaceae
Exons: 1
Coding region: 1-204 (67 amino acids)
Source: RefSeq, a predicted model, not a curated record
AUGGAAAGUGCUAGAUUAUCCAAUUAUUUAGAGGCAGCAUACAUCCCACCACAAAAGCCUACCAUAAAGCAAGAGGUUCCUUCGUAUCAUCCAUGCUUAAUUGUUCAAGAUAAGCAAACUGACGUAACAAAAUUGAAACCUUGCGGUUGUGCCGAUAGUUAUUGUGUGAAAAAUGCACCAAAAUGGAUUCCUAGAGCUAAAUAG